AUGACGGUGGCUGCCGCGGCGGACGAGCACCAGCAAGCCCUAGGUGACGACGGCGCGGCCAUGAAGGAGCUGGAGGCGCAGCAACCGUCCUACUGCUCGCUGGCCGCGCCGGUCACCAACCCCGUCGACAAGUUCGCGCUGCUCCCCGCGUUCCUCAAGGUCCGAGGCCUCGUCAAGGAGCACAUUGACUCCUUCAACUACUUCAUCACCAGGGGAAUCAGGAAGACCAUCGAGGCAAACAAUCGCAUUGAAGCGCGCAAUGACCCAAACAUUUACCUUAAGUACACCAAAGUAUAUGUUGGCACGCCCUCCGUUCAAGUGGAUUACAAAAUCGAAGCUAUCACGCCGCACUUUUGCCGCCUUACUGACCGCACUUAUUCUGCUCCUAUAAGAGUUGAUGUCGAAUAUACCGUAGGCAAGCAGCAAAAACCACAGGAGAAGUGCCCUCUUGAUCCUGGUGGCUACUUUAUUGUCAAAGGGACUGAGAAGGUCAUUCUAAUACAAGAACAGCUAUCAAAGAAUUGUAUUAUUAUCGACACCGAUAGUAAAGGAAGGGUAAUUGCAUCUGUUACCAGCAGCACACAUGAAAUUAAAAGCAAGACCGUGAUUACUAUGGAUAAGGAGAAAGUCUACCUACAGCUGAAUCAGUUCACGAAACCGAUUCCAAUAAUGGUGGUCAUGAAAGCUAUGGGAAUGGAAAGCGAUCAAGAGAUUGUACAAAUGGUUGGAAGAGAUCCAAGAUAUGGUGACAUCCUAUUCCCAUCUAUUCAGGAAUGUGCUUCAGAGAGAAUAUAUACACAACAGCAAGCCCUGCAGUACAUGGACGAGAAGGUCACUUAUGCUGGUGCAGGAAACCAGAAGGAAGGCCGUGCAAGAUCAAUCCUGCGUGAUGUGUUUAUUGCACAUGUGCCGGUUGAGAAUGGCAACUUCCGACAAAAAUGUAUAUACACUGGUGUAAUGUUGAGGCGCAUGAUGGACGCGAUCUUGAAUGCUGACACCUUUGAUGACAAGGAUUAUGUAGGGAAUAAGAGGCUGGAGCUGUCGGGUCAAUUAAUAUCCCUGCUUUUUGAGGAUUUGUUUAAAACAAUGAAUUCCCAAGCUGUAGAGCUGAUGAACAAAAAUAGUGACAGGACUCGUUCUAGCCCAUCGGAUUUUAGCCAGGCUGGUGUGUCUUGUGGUCGAUUCCAUUAUGGCAGUGCAUUUGGUGAACCAAGUGGGAAUGCUGAUAAGGUUGAAGACAUAAGCAAUACUCUAAUCAAGCAUGGCUUCAGCUGUAACGGAAAAGAUUUCUUGUACUCCGGUCUUCGUCUUGGUGAAAUGGAGCGUGAUUGUUUGAUUGCAUAUGGUGCUAGCAUGCUCAUCUUUGAACAUCUUUUGCUAUCCAGUGAUCCAUAUCAAGUUCAGGUUUGCAGAAAGUGUGGCUUGUUGGGGGUACUACAAUCACAAACUGAAGACUCUGCACUGUUCAAUGUGCAAGAACGGGGAAAAUAUGGCCAAGAUGAGGCUGCCAUAUGCUUGCAAGCUUUUGUUCCAGGAGUUGCAAGCGAUGAAUGUUGUUCCACGACUGAAGUUAACUGA
Miscanthus lutarioriparius is the source of this 1578-nucleotide messenger RNA. The record is from the annotation of a GenBank genome assembly. Lineage: Eukaryota; Viridiplantae; Streptophyta; Magnoliopsida; Poales; Poaceae.